Molecule: messenger RNA, 1584 nt
Organism: Miscanthus lutarioriparius
Lineage: Eukaryota; Viridiplantae; Streptophyta; Magnoliopsida; Poales; Poaceae
Source: the annotation of a GenBank genome assembly
AUGGCGGGCGGGCAGAACAUGCAGGUGCUCUCGGCGUUGGACGGCGCCAAGACGCAGUGGUACCACGUCACGGCGAUCGUGGUGGCGGGGAUGGGUUUCUUCACCGACGCGUACGACCUCUUCUGCAUCUCCCUCGUCACCAAGCUCAUCGGCCGCGUCUACUACACUGUCGACGGCUCGCCCAGGCCGGGCAGCCUGCCGCCGCACGUGUCCGCGGCCGUCAACGGCGUGGCGUUCGUGGGCACACUAUCGGGGCAGCUCUUCUUCGGCUGGCUCGGCGACCGGGUGGGCCGGAAGAGCGUGUACGGGAUGACGCUCCUGACUAUGAUCAUCUGCUCCGUCGCGUCGGGCCUCUCGUUCGGGCACUCGCCGGCCUGCGUCAUGGCCACGCUCUGCUUCUUCCGCUUCUGGCUCGGGUUCGGCAUCGGCGGCGAUUACCCGCUGUCGGCGACUAUCAUGUCGGAGUACGCCAACAAGCGGACGCGGGGUGCGUUCGUCGCCGCCGUCUUCGCCAUGCAGGGGUUCGGCAUCCUGGCCGCCGGCGCCGUCGCCAUCGGCGUCACCGCGCUGUUCCGGAGCCGGUUCCCAGCGCCGGCGUACGACGUCGACCCCGCGGCUUCCACGCCGGCGGAGGCGGACCUGGUGUGGCGCAUCAUCCUCAUGUUCGGCGCCGUGCCCGCGGCGCUCACCUUCUACUCGCGGAUGAAGAUGCCCGAGACGGCGCGGUACACGGCGCUGGUGGCCCGGAACGCGGAGCGCGCCGCGGCCGACAUGUCCAGGGUGCUCCAGUUCGACAUCGCCGAUAAGGAGGAGCGGCCGGAAGAAGAAGCGACGACGACGGGGCCGCCGCCGUUCGGGCUCUUCUCCUGCGAGUUCUUUCACCGGCACGGGAAACACCUGCUGGGCACGACGUCGACGUGGCUCCUCCUGGACAUCGCCUACUACUCGCAGAACCUGUUCCAGAAGGACAUCUUCAGCGCGGUGGGGUGGAUCCCGGCGGCGGAGACGAUGAGCGCGCUAGACGAGCUGUUCCACAUCGCGCGCGCGCAGACGCUGAUCGCGCUGUGCGGCACGGUGCCCGGGUACUGGUUCACGGUGGCGUUCAUCGACGUGGUGGGGCGGUUUGCGAUCCAGGCGGUGGGCUUCCUCAUGAUGGCGGUCUUCAUGCUGGGGCUGGCCAUCCCGUACCGCCAGUGGACGCGCCCCGGCAACCAGACGGGGUUCGUGGUGAUGUACGCGCUCACCUUCUUCUUCGCAAACUUCGGGCCCAACGCCACGACCUUCAUCGUGCCCGCGGAGAUCUACCCGGCGCGGCUCCGCGCGACGUGCCACGGCAUCUCGGCGGCGUCGGGCAAGGUGGGCGCCAUCAUCGGCUCCUUCGGGUUCCUGUACCUGGCGCAGAGCCAGGACCCGGCCAAGACGGCGCACGGGUACCCGCCGGGCUUCGGCGUGCGCAACUCUUUGCUGCUGCUCGCCGGGUGCAGCUUGCUGGGGUUCUUGCUCACGUUCCUGGUGCCGGAGCCCAAGGGCAAGUCGCUCGAGGAGAUGUCGCGCGAGACCGAGACGGGCGCCGCCGAGCCGUAA